AUGGCGGACAUUCGACGCAUCGGACUCCUGACCAGCGGCGGCGACUGCGCCGGCCUGAACGCCGUCAUCCGGGCGGUGGUGCAGCGCGCGGUCUACGGCUACGGCUGGGACGUGGUCGGCAUCUACAAGGGCACCGCCGGCCUGCUGGCCCGCCCGGUCGAGGCGGAGGUGCUGAACCUCAAGCGCUUCACCGGCGGGCUGCUUCGCAUGGCCGGCACGGUGCUGGGCACCACCAACAAGGGCAACCCCUUCGCCUAUCCCAUGCCGGACGGCAGCAAGGUCGACCGCUCCGAGGAGAUCAUCGAGGGGGUGCGUCAGCUCGACCUGGACGCGGUGAUCGGCAUCGGCGGCGACGGCUCGCUGGCGAUCCUGCGCCGCCUCGCCCAGCAGGGCGACAUCCCGCUGGUCGCCAUUCCCAAGACGAUCGACAACGACCUGGGCGACACGGAGGUGGCGAUCGGCCAUGACACGGCGGUGGAGGUGGCGACCGAGGCGCUGGACCACCUGCAGCCCACGGCCGCCAGCCACGACCGGGUCAUGGUGCUGGAGGUGAUGGGACGCGACGCCGGCCAUAUCGCGCUGUCGGCCGGCAUCGCCGGCGGCGCCGACGUGAUCCUAAUCCCCGAGAUUCCCUACGCGAUCGACAGCAUCGCUCGGAAGAUCGACGAGCUGCGCAAGGUGGGGCGCAACUUCGCCCUGGUGGUGGUCGCCGAGGCGGUGCGCACCGAGGCCGGCGAGCCGGUCGGCGAGACCAAGCUGAGCGGCGGCGUGCAGUACGGCGGCAUCGGCCACUACAUCGGCCGGCGCAUCGCCGAGGCGACCGGUGCCGAGACGCGGGUCACCGUGCUGGGCCACCUGCAGCGCGGCGGCACGCCGACGCCGCGCGACCGCCUGAUGGCUUCCAGCUUCGGGGUGCACGCGGUCGACCUGAUCGCGGAGGGGCGCUUCGACCGGAUGGUCGCCUGGUCGGGCCGCCGGGUGAUCGACGUGCCGAUCGCGGAGGCGAUCGAGUCCUAUCACGCCGUGGCGACCGACGGCGCCCUGGACUCGCCGUUCUGGCGUUUUUCGCUGGCGGUCUACGGCCGGCCCGGCGUGCCCGAAGCCUGCCUGACCCUGCAGGACCUGCGCGGCCUCGACGUCAACCUGCUGCUGUUCGCCUGCUUCGCCGGGGGGCGCGGCGCGGUGCUGACCCCGCAACACCUGGAGAUGCUGGGCACGGCGGUCGCCGCCUGGCACGAGCAGGUGGUGCGGCCGCUGCGCGGCGCCCGGCGUUGGAUGAAGACCCGGCCGCUGGACGCGGCGCAGCGCGGCUUGCGCGAAGAGAUCAAGCGGCUGGAGCUGGAGGCCGAGCGGCUGGAGCAGGAGGCGCUCUGGGCGGCCCUGCCGCUGCCGGCCGGCGCGCCCGACCGCCGCGCCGUCGCCCAACCCUGA
Symbiodinium necroappetens is the source of this 1431-nucleotide messenger RNA. The record is from the annotation of a GenBank genome assembly. NCBI's taxonomy places the organism in Eukaryota, Dinophyceae, Suessiales, Symbiodiniaceae.